AUGGCGCAGGCGCAGACGGAACUGGUCCGGGUUCUGUUCGGGUUCGGGUCCAAUGCCCCCGCGGCCCUGGAGCCCCUGGCCAGGCGGCUGAUGAAGGGCGUGGUCAUGGUGGAGCUGCUGGGCGUGUUCGGGGCCUACUUCCUGUUUCACAAGAUGAACAACAGUCAGGAGUUCAGGAGCGCCGUGAACAGCCGCUUCCCUUCAGUGCUGGAAGUUUACUACCAGUCCAACGAGUGGGCCGGGAUCUAUGGGAUCCGGGAGCGGGACCAGGAAGCCUGGGCGGCCAAACGGGACUGAACUACUUCCUGUUCCUCCUGAAGGCCCCGCGGCCCUUCCUCUUCCUCCUAAUGAAGGAGCUCUUCCUGCGGCGCAGCGUCUGGGAGUCCCGGCCGUGGAUCCAGUCGUCCCGCUGCGAUUCCCACUUCAGCUGCUUCAGGCCUAAAGGGAGGAAGAGGAAGAGCAAAGGUCAGAACCAACCAGGUUCACUCCUUAAAGAGACAGUUUGCCUUUAAAAACAGAAAAAUCAGAACCAGCCAAUCAGGAGCCUACCACUUCUAUCCAUCUCAUAAUAUCAGAGAAAGGAUCAUCUCCAGAACCGGAUCAGAACCAGCCCAACAGCAAUAAAAGCAAACUGUCCCUUUAAGGAGCAGAACUGGUUCUGUUGGACCAACUGGACUCUGAAUGUUCUGACCUGCUGGAAUCCAGUGAACUAAAAUAAAACGAUUCCGUCACCUAA
Poeciliopsis prolifica (blackstripe livebearer) is the source of this 736-nucleotide messenger RNA. RefSeq names its product protein CEBPZOS-like. NCBI's taxonomy places the organism in Eukaryota, Metazoa, Chordata, Actinopteri, Cyprinodontiformes, Poeciliidae. The transcript is spliced from 4 exons. Bases 1 to 297 code for a protein of 98 amino acids. The record is from RefSeq and is a predicted model, not a curated record.